Messenger RNA from Pocillopora meandrina, 5407 nucleotides. The record is from the annotation of a GenBank genome assembly. Lineage: Eukaryota; Metazoa; Cnidaria; Anthozoa; Scleractinia; Pocilloporidae.
AUGAUGGCAGGACCUAGUAAUGACAAAUGCAUCAGCUCAGUAGAUUGCGGUAAUGACCCUCCACCUCUGAAUAUUACACUGAAGAAGACAAGAGAUCUGCCAAAGAAGGUGAAACAUUGGAGCAUAGACCAUCUUCCAGUUGAUAUUCUACUUUUGACUGUGGAGAAUUGUGAAUUCUUGGCUUGUUAUCAUUACCUGAGAGAUCCCUUUAGAAGCUAUGAGCAAUCCAUUGGAAAUGUGUACUUUGGAAAGAUGGGUGAAGAUGAAGGGUCAGUGAAAGUUGCCAUAGUGAGGUGUUCUAAAGAAUCUUCUGAUCCUGGGGGUUCUCAAACUGCCACUAAAAAUGCUGUCACACUCCUGAAACCCAAGGCUACCUUUUUGGUUGGUUUCUGCUACAGUUUGAAUCCUAAUAAAGCCCAGCUAGGAGAUGUGGUGAUUUCUUCAAAGCUUACAACAGAUUUUAACAAAACCCCAGUGAGUAGAAAUGUUGGCAAACUUAUCAAAAGUGCAGCUGAUGGAUGGGAGGCACCAUUAGAAAACCUAGAAACACGAGAAGUCAAUGUAUGUGAUGGAGAGAUUUUGAGUUGCUCUGAUCUGAUAAAUGCUGAAAAGCCGUGUCAAUCACACCCUGGGGCAAUUGCAGUUGAAAUGGGAGGAAAAGGUGAGAAUUACUCUCAUGGUUACUCUUGCUUCACAUUUGUGAUCAUUGUGAAGAAAAUUGUUUUGCCAUAACAAAGAUUACAUGUAUUUCUCAUGUUCAGUGUGACUUCAUGUUACCAGGAUCACUCACUCAAAGCUGACCAAACCCAAUUCUACAAAAAGGUCAAUUAAACCUUUGUAAACUCUUGUUCAUAUGUGUGCUUCGGGUUUAAAAACUUAUCGGCACAAGUGAAAUUAGUUGGAAUGAUCAUGUUAAACUGCACCCCCAAAUUGAUGAACUUUACUUCUGAGCUACAAGGUCAGAGGAGAACUUCUGGUCACUAGGCUGUAAGGCCAGGUUUCUGAAGGAGGAGAGAAAGUAAGGUUUUUUUUUGUAUGGGGAGUGGUCACCUCAAGUGUACAAUAGUAAUGAGUAUUACAGCAUACCUUCCUCUUUGAUGUUCUUAAGCUAUACUUCUGAACUACAGGAGGCCUCUGGUCGCCAAAAUAUUAAGCCAGGAGGAGGGGGGUACUUAACAAUGUUUUUGUAGGGGGAGUGGUCACCUCAAGUUAAACACAUCUGUUGAAGACUUCCAUUAGCAAAGAACAAACAAAAAGAGUGAUCUGUAGGAAAUGAAGCCUCCUUUGCUCAAAUUAAUCGUUAUCAUCUCCAAAUAAUAUUAUUGUUUAAAUCCAAUCCAAUUGUUAUUGCUUUUUAUUUUUUUUCCAUUUUUCUACCUCAGGCCUGUUUGCAGCAGCUUACGACAUGAAGAUAGAGUGGCUUGUUGUUAAAGGUGUUUGUGGUUUUGUACAAGGCGCUGCAUCUACAAACGAUUCAUGGAAGACUUUUGCUUGUGUUAUGGCAGCUUCUGUUGUAUCCAACAUAUUGAGUAACUCUUUUGUGUUUGGAGACUGGCCUCAUUACGGAGGUACGUGUACAUUUUUGUAACGGGUUUGGUUGUGUCUUCCAAGAGAUCUUGUAACUUACUUGUUUUCCUCAGUAUAGACUAUCGUUAUCUGCUGAUGAAAGCAUGGAGACCAAUAGUGGAAUUAAAUAUAUAUCAGAAAACUGAUAAACAUACGCAUUCUUUGUUUUUCACUCGCAUUGUUGUGAAAAAAACUGAGAUUUGCACAGACUCACUUUAAUAGUUCUAAUACCAAUUUUGAAGUCAUGGAUAACGUUCUAAAAUUCCAGAUUAGAGAAGGUUAAUAAGAAAAUACUCACUUUCUGUGUCUUCAAUGUAAUUCAUUAAAGAGUCACGUUGUGGGAAUAAAGCCAUUGUUAUUAUUAUUAUUGUUAUUAUUAUUAUUAUUAUUAUUAUUAUCAUUAAUAUUAUUAUUAUCAUGAUCAUUAUCAUUAGUCCUAAAUUAAAUCUUUUAUCUUUGGUCUUAGGUUGUAGGUAUUACAAAUCGUUGAUUAAACACGUUUAUCAACUACCCACCUACCCCUGCCCUCCUAAUUAUUGUUUCCGUGUACAGACUCUUGUGUACAGUAAAAUGAACCCAAUUUUCUUUGUUAUCCUUUCUACGAAAUACUUCACUGUUACUGACCGGUUUAAAACUUUGUUGAGUUCUCUUCUCAGAAAAGAAAAGACUCUUCUCUCUUUUAUUCCAUUAGCGGGCUCACACGAGAUUUUCAUCUUCCAUCAGCACUUAUUUCGACUCCUGUUUGUUACCCAUUUCACAAGUUUAGUAAAGUGUGUUUUAAUUCUCAUUUAAGUUUGACUUUCCUUUCCCUUUUGCAGACAUUUCAACAGAAGAGAGUUGUAAAAGUGAUGAUCCUUCGGAAAAUAAACGUAGAGGGCUAGCAGGUAUUAUAAUUAUCAAGUGAAGAAAUUUCAUAUUAUGCUUUCAUAUUAUACUUAUAGUGGUAGAGUGUCCGAGCGAGGAAUCUGAAGGUGUUGAGUUCUAUUCCUGGCGAGGACUCAAAAUUGGUGCUUUGUCCCACGCUCGUGACAAGAUAGUUAAACUUCUUUCCUUUCCCUUUUCUUAUACCAAUUUGUCAUUCUUGUUCAAGAAACAGUACUACGCAAAAAUUUUAAGAAAUAAAAAUUCAUGAAGUUUUUUGUUUUUACUUUUGCCGCUUCCUUUCCCAACGUUAUUGAUCCAUGAUAAAAUAAAUGCUGGAAAUUUAAUCUUCCUUCCAAUUUCAAAAGAGCUACCGACAAAGGGAAAAAUAAAGGAACAGAGUGUGGGUGGGUUUUUUUGCCGGGAUUGGGGGGGGGGAAAGGGGGCGGUGGCAGGGGUUAAUUAUCUUAAUCCUUUCAUGCCGAGAAAGCUGUACUUGAGUUCGUGUGAUGUUAGAAACUUGGCAUCGUGUGCAUAGUUAUUCCUUCAAUAAAAGUUAAAUUCCUUUUUUUAAUUUUUCUUAGAACCGUUGAAUGUUGAGAAGUGUCAAGAGCAGCUUAAGUCUUAUUACAACACCUUUAGCAAGGUGAAAAUCAUUCCAUGGGACGACAGCUCUUCCAUUCAGAUUGAUGAGAUCUACACACCUUUGUCUUGGGUCAGAGAUCACAGGAAGCCCAGCGGAGUGACACAAGAGGAACUUGAAGACUACACCGACAUGUUCAAGGAAAAACCAACACGAAUGCUUGUUUAUGGUCGGCCAGGAAUUGGCAAGAGUACGUUUUGUAAGAAGGCUGCAUAUGAUUGGUCGAAAGCCUUAAAAGAAAUCCUAAUGAACUUUUGCAUUUUGCUUCUGAUUAAGUUGAGAGAUGUGUGUGACGUGGGAAACAUCCGCGACGUUUUACGUGCGUCUAAAUUGCUGGCCAGUGAUGGUCCGUUCUCAGUUGAUAGUCUCUAUGAUUACAUAACUAACAAUCAAGAUAAAGUGCUUCUUAUUUUGGAUGGCUACGAUGAGUACAGCUUUGCAGAAGAACACUCACCCAUCCUUGAAAUUUGGAAGGGUGAGCAACUAAGAGAUUGUCACGUUAUUGUCACCACGCGUCAAUUUAAAUGUGACGAGUUAAGAGGCCCCAGCCACGUUCAGUUAGAAAUUCAAGGUUUCAAAAGCUGGGAACGAAAAGAAACCUUUGCGAGAAAAUUUAUGGCAGGUGAAGAAGAUCUUGACGAGUUCAUUGGGUACCUGAGAGAAAAAGAUCUCGGUGACAUGGCAGAAAUACCUCUCCUCUUACUGAUGCUGUGUACUUUGUGGAAAGAGAAACAUCACGUAGGACUGCCAAAAUCACGGGCCGACAUAUUCACACAAUUCAUUCAAACCAUGCUGGAUCACAAAGGUGGAAGUCACCAGUCUAUGCCAUUUCAAAAAGUGACCUCAACAGAAGCUAAAGAAGACCUUAGUAAUCUUGGAAAGGCUGCCUUUGAAGCACUUCUGCAAGACCGUCUUUACGUACGCUACAGCGAACUCCCCGGCAAUAUUUCAAGAAGUUUUGAAAAAUUAAGUGAAGUUGGGCUUUUCCAGAUUGUCAAUCUUGCAAGUCUCAAUCCUGAGAAAGGGGCCUAUUUCAUUCAUAAAUCCGUACAGGAGUUCCUUGUCGCCUGGCACAUUAAGGAGAAAGUGUUGUCGAUUAAAGGAGAAAGUACGCCUAGCCUUUCCAGAGUUGAAUCAUUUGAAAAGAUCGAUAAGAUGGAUGAAGUUCUGAAAUUUGCCUGUGAGCUGUCAACAGAAGCCGCAUGCGCAGUUUUCCAUCAUGUGGGGUCUGUUGGAAGAAAGGAAUCUGUGUCGGAAUGUGAUCUCAUUGAGCUGCCUCUGGAUAAUGAAAAACUGCCUCUAAAAGAAGGACUGUCUCUAAAUGAAGGACACUAUCUUGAGCUUAUCUCGCAUAGCUACUUUUGUUGUUCGGCCAAGAAGAGGCGAGAUCUCUGCUCAGUGUUUUCCUCUUACACUGGAGGUGUUUUGUCUCUUGAUUCUAACAAGCUGAACAUUACUGCAAAUGAACAUUUGCUGAAAUCUGGCAUGAUACCCAACAUUAUGUUUUUUUGUGUCUCCAAAUAUUCUUCAGAGAAAAGCUAUCGAGACCUGAUCACUGUAGCGGAGGACACAAAUGCAGUAUUUUUGAGCUGUUCGGGUGAAAAGAAAGCCACAGAUUUACUGAAGAAGUUCCCGCGUCGUUCUGUGGGCGAGUUCUUUUUGAAGAGAGAGAGAAAAAUCGUCGUUUAUGUUUAUCAAAUACGCAAAGAAAAAGAUGGUAGCACUUUUCCGACCGAAAUGCUGCGAGAGCUCAUUUCGCUAACAGCAGAGUCUACUCAGGUGACGCGUCUUGUUGAUCCGUUGAAUGAACACGAUAGCGAAACAGCUUCGAGUUUGACUCAGAACACCGAUAGCAUCACUGGUCCUACUCCUCAGAGCCUUUCCUGUGUGAUGGAGAUUGAUAUUGAAGACAUAGAAAGGCAAGAGAUAAAGAUGCUGGCUGAUUUCUUACCACUUUUCACUGUUCUGCGUCGUAUAUAUAUUUCUGGGAAAUCCUUUGAAGUCAUUGAUGCUCAGUUGACAGAGACCCUGGUGUCUCGUAUCAUCUUCACUGACGUACUUGAAACAUUAGAACUUUUUAAUAUCAAUUUAACAGCCAAACCUGCCGCAGUCAUCGCCAGAUCUCUGCACCAGGCUCCUAGACUGCACACUCUCAGCUUGUCAGAGAACCCUCUUGGUGAGGGAGUAAGUGUUCUCACUCAACUUCUCAGCCGUGUUCCUCACCUGAAGUGGCUGACGCUUCGUAAUGUUAAAAUGACAAAGCAACAAGUGAAUGAAUUGAGUGCAGCUGUACGUCAGAGUAACAUGCACUGGUUGGGCACAGAAUACCACGUAAGU